Molecule: messenger RNA, 1109 nt
Organism: Effrenium voratum
Lineage: Eukaryota; Dinophyceae; Suessiales; Symbiodiniaceae
Source: the annotation of a GenBank genome assembly
CCUCUGGAUUUGUGCCGAAAUUUCAUGGACUCAGCGGCGCAGGGCCCCCCAUUGAGCAGUGGCCAGCGUCCAGCGGCAUCCAGCGCCGGCCAUGGCCGGGCAAGAUGCAGAUCCGGCGGAGCGAGCCUUCAGCGAGUUGCUGGCACCCAUAGGCGGUCAGCUGACGCUGGGCAGCACCCUGGGCUUCGUGUCCGGGGUGGCGCUGCGGACGGUGGGGCGCCUGGCGGCCGUGGGGGUGGGCUGCACCUUCUGCGUGAUCCAAGGCCUGGCCUACAACGGCUACAUUGAGGUGAACUGGCGGAAGAUGGAGAAGAGCUACCUGACUCUCUUGGACAGAGACGGCGACGGUGAGGUGGGGGCCGGUGACCUGGCGGUGGUGUGGCAGAAGACCGUGGAUUGCCUUGCCUUCAACCUACCUGCGGGCGUGGGCUUCACCGCUGGCCUGGCCUAUGGUCUGGGCGCCACUGCUGGCACCUCCCUGCGCACCGCGCUCUUUGCAGGUGUCGCCCCCCGCCUGCUGGCGGGGCGCAUGCUGGUGGGUGGCCUGGGGGCCACGGGCUCCCCGGCCGCGGCCACGGGGCUGAUGACCUGGUGGAGCGCCGAGAAGCCCAAGGUGCGUCCUGGCUACUGCCGCAGCUACAUGCUGGGGGAGCCGGAGGAGAAAUGUGCCUGGUCCACGAAGCUGUCAAAAUGACGCGCCUGGCCAGGUUGUAUGUGGGGCACGGUGCCACCGCUUGAGCCUUUGCUAGGAGAAAGUGGCUGUUACAGCGCCGCAUGUGGCCAAAAGUUGAGCGAGCGGGCGGGCCAGGCUGCCAGGCUGGGCAAACGCACGGCCAGAGACACACAGGGACUUGGACCUGAGCAGAACGCGACCUGGGCUCUUUUGGUCUUGAGAACCCAUCGGAGAACGGUCUUGUGACCAGCCGCUUUGAUUUAGACAUGCAAUACUUUCUGGAGGCACUGGUGGCAGACUAAACAAUAUGUCCGCUCAAUUAUUGGGAGCAGAAAAACCGCGCAUGUGAGUAGCAUGGAUGACACGUGCAGAGAAUGUGCAGGCGCUGCGCCGAAGCCGACGGGGCCCAACGAAACGCAGAUUACACAGAGGACCC